UUUGUAGAAUUCUCGAUGUUUUCCUUUUUUUUACAAUUUACAAAUUAUUUUACUACUUGUGCUGAUAAAAUAAUAAUGGAAAAAUAUUUAACGAGUGAAAUCUUUAUUAAAUUCACAUAAACAAACGAAAUGUAUAAACGUAAUCAGCAUAUCAGACAGAAAUAAAAAUAUUAACAAUUACGUGAACAAAAAAGGUAAAAAUGAAGUGAAUUAUGAAGAGUGGAGAGAAAUAAGAAAUAAAAUAAAAACAAAGUGUUAAAUUCGAAAUAAAGAGGAAUGGUCAAAGGCCAGAAACAAACAACCAAGUGUCAAGAUUAAUGAUUGUGUUUGUGAAGCAUACAAUCGUCAUGACUCUUUUCUAAAAAGAAAAAACUCUCUCACACACACACACACACCCUGAUAAAUGAAAAUAAUAAAAACAAAAACAACAAUGAACUGAUAACAAAUUCAAAUUGUGUUUGGUCAAUAACAAAAACAAUCAAAGUAUACGAGAGACCAAUUAUAAGAGACCACCUUAUAAAAGCUAAUUAAAAUUAAAAAAACAAAACAAAUAACAAAUAACCAAAUAAAGAACAAAGAGAGAGAAUUAAAAUUUAAUAACAACAACAAAAACGUUUAAUAAUAAAACAAAAAAAGUGCAAAAAAUAGAGAAAUUAAAAAUUUAAAAUUGAAGAAGAAAUCCAAAGUUAAUGUUGCCUGUUAAAAACGUUAACGUUUAGUGUUGAUUGUGAAAUGGAAAAGAUAUCAUCGCCAGCAGCAAUAACAACAUCAACUAAAACCACGACAGCAAUAAUAACAACGCUAAUGAUAAAACCCACAAACAAUUGUUGUAAACUUUCGUAUUUGUCAUUGUCUCCGUCGCAGUCACUGCAAUUCGAAACAAUAAACUGUGAUAGUACGAGUAUUAACGAUUGUAAAAAUUUAUCUUUUUCGUGUAUAUUUUCAGAGCAAAACAAUCUUUUGAAAUUGACUUUAAAUCUUAACAACUACAACUACAACAACAUUAAUAUAAAUAUAAAUAAAAAUAAUAAUAAAUAUAAUCGUAAUAAUAGUGGGAAUAGUUUAUUACAUUUCUUAUCACUUUUAAAUGUUUUAUAACAAUAACAAUAAUAAUUACAGUGAAAAUGAUUGUGACUGUGAUUGUGAUGAUGGUGAUAAUGAUAAAAAAGUCUUGAUAAUUAAUUCGACGCAGACACAUACACAUACACAAACAAAUACAGUUUAAUAAAUUCUUAAAAUAAUAGAAAACUUCAAAAUUAACUGCCGAUAAACAUUUAUUUCAUUGUGUGUUUUACGCGCGCGUCAACUACAACCGUGUGUACAGAACAAAUUUACAAAACGGUAGCGUAGUGCUAAAAUAUUAUUAAACAAUUGAGACAAUAACCAACGAGCAUAAUGUUAAAUAUGUCGAAUAAAUACAACAACUAUCCACGCUCGCCUGCCACCAAUAUAAUGGGCCUGAAUACUAAUAGCUCGUCCGGUUCAGCUGUGGCAGCAGCGUCUACUUCAACCAGCCCUUCUUCGGGUGGUUUUACGCUGUCGGCACCCAAUAACUUUUCAAAUGAUUCCAACUCUUCGGUGACCUCGAAUUCCGGUAAAGCUGAGAGGGAAUCAAUACAUUCUGGUCAAUUUAUGGUCUCGACAUUUGAGGCCGAAGAAGCACAAGAUGAUCUCGAUGAUAGUGAAAUAAAAAUGUUGGAUCCCGAAGAUCCCAGUCUAUCGAAAGCAGACGAUGAACCCAAUACCUGCACGGAGGUACAAUUAUAUGUGCCCCGCAACAUGGCCCAACAAAAUCGAUAUGGCAAUACUGAAACGCAUGGUUUAAUCACCUCCCAUUUGGAAAUUGAAACGUCGCUAACGAAACUCUUCAAAUGCAUGAAUUUAGCCUACAGUCAAAAACUAACUUCACCCAAAUGGAAUCAUUUCAAGGGUGUUCGUCUACGAUGGAAGGAUAAAAUACGUUUGAAUAACGUCAUCUGGAGAUGUUGGCACAUGCAAUUUAUACUCAAACGUAGGACACCGGUGUGCCAAUUUGCCUCACCAUUGGAUGUUGAUAUUCAUAGCAACCCGCAAAGUGUUGUACUCGAAGGAAAAUAUUGGAAACGACAAUUGGCGGUAAUAAAAGCCGAGUAUAGAAAAUGGAGAAGAAAUUAUAAAUCAAAAGUCACAGGAUGUUUAAUUUAUGACACGAAAAGUGAAUUCGACUUUUUAGAAUGGUCACCAUUGAAUGACAGAUGCUUGAUGUUAUCGGACGAUUGGACUAGUGAUACGUUGUUUUCAGCGAUUAAUGGACCUUUUCCAUUUCCAGAUUCAAGAGAAAUUGCACGCGGAGCAGGAAUUGCAGAUUUUAUACAGCCCAGUUUAGGGCCAUUACAACCGAAUUUAGAUGAUAUUGAUUUAACAUUUGUUGAAUUAUUACAAAAUUCCCGCUUACCUCCUGUACCGGAAGAAGUUUCGGAUGAAAUGAUUAAAAAUGUUGAUUAUGGAUUUUCUUCCAUAAUGGGAGGCGAACAAAUAGAUUCUAGUAAUAUGAUGGAUGUCUCCUCCUCCAAUGUUGUUCAAUCAAUGCCAAAUACAAAUGAUGAUACAAAUAUGUUGGAACUUAAUACACCUCUCAAUACUCUACAGUUUUCUGAUAUCGAACAACAGUUUGCCGCCCGUGGUGGCGGUGGUAGUAAUGUACAAAUGCUGCCACCGGUUAAUCGCUCAAAUGCUUCUGCCAAUCAAAUGCAGUCAUUGACAAACGAUGAUGCCAUUAUGAUUGAAGCCCAAAGUACCACGAACAGCAUCCUAAUGCAGCAGGUUAAUCGACAACAGAUGAAACAUUAUAACAAUUCUGUUAGUGGUAUAGUAGGUGGCGGUGGUGGAAGCGGGAGCGGAGGCGGAGGAGGGGACAAUAAUAGCAACAUUAGCAUAGGUAUGGGACGUCAGAAUAACAAUGAUUUCCCCGUGAAGAAAGGACGUAUUUCAAAGAGUUCUCAGAGACCUUUUAGGCGGGAGCCGCACAAUUACGACAAGGCCCAGCCGACUCUGCACCAGACCACAAUCUAUCAGCAGAUGUUGGCGGAACAACAAAAGAAUCAACAAAUGCAACAGCAUCCACAACAUUUGCAGCAGCCCAGUCUAUCGAGCAACACACUGCAGCACCAGGCCACUGUUUAUCAGCCAACACAACAACAACAGCAGCAGGUGCAACAGCAACAAAAUAUCAAUAACACUUUUACUCAAUCACCUCAACAGUAUAAUACGAAUUUGUUAAAUAACACGGGCACCUAUGGAAGUUCAACGGAAAAUAUUGCAAACAUGGUGAGUGGUCAAUUAACGGGUCAAAACAUCAACAGCAACAAUGCACCUGGAGGUUAUGGUCUUAUGACUUCUCCUCAGGCCACAACACAGUUAAAUGCAAACAAUCAAUCGAACAAUAACGCCUUACAAAAUAUCAAAAUUGAAGUGCCCUCUCCGGAUGUUCUAACAAUGUUUAAUUUGUCGCAGGGCUCUGCAGAGGGGUAUGUUCCCUAUAAACCAUACAAUCAUACAGGUAACUUUAAAAAAUCUGCCUCUACUGGUACGUAUAUAAACAUAAGAGGCAAUCAAACAUCAAACAAUCAAAUGUACAUGCAACAACCCCACGAUCAAUCAUCGUCUCCCGGUGGUACCAUGCACACACACUCAUUACCUCUAACAUUGGGCAUACAUUUACCUGGUCUAGCAAAUGCUUUGCAAUCACGACCCCCACAAUUAUCACCACCAAAUAUGCAGCAAACUAGUCAGCAACGUAUCAUAACGCAACAACUUAAUUUACCUCCACAACCCACGCAACAACAAGCCACUCAACAACAGCAACAUCAUCAGCAGCAACAGCAGUCGUCUAACCAGGCACAACAUUUACAAAACAUGUUAAACUCACAACAUCAACAACAACACCAACAACAACACCAACAACAACAGCAACAUCAUCCUCAACCACACCAUCAAAUUUCUCAACCUACAAUUUCCACCAAUGCCUUGGUGCCAAAAGAAAUAUUUCGUUCGAAUAGCUUACCAUUGAAUGUAUCACUGCAGAAGCUCGAUACACGCUUAAACCAAAACGAUAAUAAUUUUGCCGUGCCAACCAAGUACCAUGUGGGUAAAACUAGUAAGACACGUUCCCGCAGUAAUUCAAUACAUCAGCACAUGAUACAUUCAUCACCUUCUUCGUCAUCAUCAUCUUCCUCUACGAAUGCAAUGCUUGUUAACAGUGGUGCUGGUGGUGGUGUUGGCGGCGGUAGUAGUAUCUCAGGCACCAAUACUCUCAAUCUAAAUCCCCAGUUACAGGCGGCAACCAGUGACCCAAUGCUUAAUAGUACAUUAGCUCAACUUUUAACAACAAAUUCCCGUAUGUCAACAUUAGGUAAACAACAAAGUGUAUCGACAAGUAACAUUGCAACAUCUGCAAAUGUGGCAAUGUCAACGAUGACUGCGCUGCAAAUGCAAUCAACACAAAUGAAUGUACAAAAUAAGGUGUCAACUAUAACGGGACCAGCUACGAAUAUUUACACAACAACAGCGCAGCAACAUCAGCAACAACAAUAUCAUCAGCAACAGCAGCAGCAUCAAUCAUUGUCAUCGCCUUCAUCACCAACAUUGAUUAACACAACAUCGCCAAUUAGCAUGCAACAACAACAACAACAUCAGCACACAAGUCAACAGCAAAAACAACUUAAUCAAAAUCAACAACAGCAACAGCAACAUCAGCAACAACAAAAACAUAUACAAACACAACAUCAUCAUCUUCAGCAGCAGCCUCAUAAAUCACCAAAGAAAUCAACCUCCUUGCCAGCGCCGGUAGCACCAUCUAUGUUAAGCAGUCCGCCAGCCAGUAAAAUGUUAAGUUAUCCCUUAACUGUAAGUUCUCAAACAGGUUGUUCAACACAUCUUAGUUUAUCGCCAGAAUCAUUUCAUGAUCAAGAUUCACCACUCUCGCCCACACAAAGUCUAAAGUUUCCACGUGAUAGUCAACGUCGUGCUGGUCAUAUACAUGCCGAGCAAAAGCGCCGUUACAACAUUAAGAAUGGUUUUGAUCAAUUGCACGAUUUAAUACCACAACUGCAGCAAAAUAAUGCCAAGUUGAGUAAAGCUGCAAUGCUCCAGAAAGGUGCUGAACAUAUCAAACAUUUACGCAAUGAACGCAAUGUAUUGAAAGAACGCAUGGAUGCAUUGCGUAUGGAACGUGAUGCCUUAAAUAACUCAUUAACACAUCUUCAUUCAAUUUUACCAGCCAAUGGAGCUCCAGUAACACGUCAGGGCACCGAACAUGUUAGACAACUCUAUGAACAAUAUGUGCGUUGCCGGACCCAGGAUAAUUGGAAAUUUUGGAUUUUGGGUCUCAUUCUCGAGCCAUUGUUAACGUCAUAUACCUCCACAGUGUCUAGCGCUAGUUUAGAUGAAUUAAGACGCACAGCCUUUUUAUGGGUGGAUCAACAUUGUUCUUUAAUUGACCUAAGGCCAGCCGUUUCAAAUAAAUUAAAAUAUCUGUCAAUGAAGACCGACAUUUUAUCCGAUCCACCAUCAACGUUACAAGAAGAAAUCGCCAAAGCGGUCAACAAUACAAGUGGUCAACAUCCGAAUUUACAUGGAACAUAAUUAUAAAAAUUAAGAGUUAAUUUUUUUUAAAUAUUUUUAUUUUCUUUAGAUAAUUUUUAUGUAGGUUAAACAAAGUGAUAAAAGCCCCACUCAAAGACACAUCUGUCAAUCAAUCCAUUUGCUUUGUCUACACAAAAUGGCGGUAUUUUAAAACUAUACAUUAAAGUUAUUGGCUCUUUAGAUAAAUCUGCUCAAAUUUAAACAAAAACUUUUAAAAAUUCUGUUAAAAACUCAACUGCUCAAGUAAAAAUCUUUUUUGUGUGACAUGUCUAUGGUGUGUUUGCGCAGGGGGCUAAAUAAGUUUUUAUUAUUUCUUUUUUGGAGUUUUUCAUUUAUUUGUUUUUAUUAAGAAAAAAAUACUAUUCAAAGAUUUUUGUUAUUAAACAAUGAAAAAUAUUGUACAAAUUGUUUAUUUUGUAUUUUUUAUGAAAUUAGGAAAAUAUUAACUGUAAAACAUGUGCCUAAAUUAUAAUUUAAGCUAAUUAAUUAAAAAUAAAUAAAUACUUAAAAGCAA
Molecule: messenger RNA, 6136 nt
Organism: Calliphora vicina (urban bluebottle blowfly)
Lineage: Eukaryota; Metazoa; Arthropoda; Insecta; Diptera; Calliphoridae
Gene: Mondo
Product: mondo
Exons: 16
Coding region: 1396-5622 (1408 amino acids)
Biological process (GO): regulation of transcription by RNA polymerase II
Cellular component (GO): nucleus
Molecular function (GO): DNA-binding transcription factor activity, RNA polymerase II-specific; RNA polymerase II cis-regulatory region sequence-specific DNA binding; protein dimerization activity
Source: RefSeq, a predicted model, not a curated record